AGUCGAUGCCCCGGAAGCGGCGGCCCGGAGCUAGCCGUGCUCGGUCUGCAGGCGCCGGGUCCCGGGCCUCGGCGCGUCCCGGCCCGGGGCCCUGUGGUCUGCACGCGCGCCUCGCGCUGGCGGCCCUGCGCCGGGAGGCAGGCCCGGGGCACCGAGUGGCUUGCCCUCUGCGAGUCAGGCCUUAGCUGUGUCGGGUCGUGAAAAACAGGCUCCACGCCGCGGGGAAGGUGAGGCGACUGGGGCUGCAGGUGCAUGACCUUCCCUGGGUCACUCCAAGGAGCCAUGGUACCUCUGAGGCUCUUCUCAGCAGCAUCUCAGACCCUGCUGGAGGGCCUGGCACAAUGGACUUUGUCUGCACAGGCCAGCCUCAGGCCCCACCGGCUCCCUCCACAGCAGGCUUCACCAAGGUUGCUGUCAGUGGACUGCACGGACCACGCCAGGCAUCAGGAGCCCCCAGGAAAGAAGCCACUCUCUGAGAAAAAACUGAAAAGGUAUUUUGUGGACCAUCGGAGAGUGCUGGUUCGUGGAGGAAAUGGAGGCUCUGGCAUGAGCUGCUUCCACAGUGAGCCCCGCAAGGAGUUCGGUGGCCCCGAUGGUGGAGAUGGCGGCAAUGGUGGCCACGUCAUCCUGAGAGCUGACCAGCACGUCAAGUCGCUGUCGUCGGUCCUGUCUCAGUACCAGGGUUUCAGCGGUGAAGAUGGUGGCAGGAAAAACUGCUUUGGCCGAAGUGGUGCUGUCCUCUAUAUCCGGGUUGGUUUCCCCAAUGCGGGGAAGUCCUCGCUCCUCCGGGCCAUUUCAAAUGCGAGACCUGCUGUGGCUUCCUAUCCAUUCACCACCUUGAACCCCCACGUGGGGAUUGUUCACUAUGAAGGUCACCAACAGGUAGCAGUGGCAGACAUCCCGGGCAUCAUCCGAGGUGCCCACCAGGACAGGGGCCUGGGACUCAGCUUCCUUAGGCACAUCGAGCGCUGCCACUUGCUCUUGUUCGUAGUAGACCUUUCCCUACCAGAGCCGUGGACACAGGUGGAGGAUUUAAAAUACGAACUGGAGAAGUAUGAAGAAGGCCUGUCUGAGAGGCCCCACGUGGUUGUUGCAAACAAGAUUGAUCUGCCCCAGGCCAGAGCCCGUCUGCCCCAGCUCCAGGCCCACCUGGGACAGGUCAUUGCCCUGUCGGCAGUGACCGGGGAGAACCUGGAGCAGCUGCUGCUGCAUCUGAAGGUGCUACACGAUGCCUACGUGGAGGCCGAGCUGGAGCAGGGCCGCCAGCCUCUCAGAUGGUAGCAGUGCCCAGCGGCAAGAGGCGUCCAAGCUGCACAAGCAAGCCUGAUUGUAAGACGUGGGUGGUUCUGAACACAUAAGAGAAGGUGCUUGUAAAUACUGGAGAGUGUUGGUGCUUCUGUCUUCCCUGCCAACUUGGGGUUACCCCAUCAGGUGCCCUCUACCCUCUGGCCUAGGACUCUCUCAGGUGGUGGAGCAUUCUGUGCCACCUGACACCCAUCUGCUCCCCCAGUGCCUUGCUGACUAAUUUGCUAAGGUUGACUCAUUUGUACUAAUUAAUACCCUUGAUUAGGAGGAGGACCAUGCCAUGCUGGUGUCAGCAAACGCUGCGGCGGCGGCACACACAUGAGCCCUGGGAGAGCUCAGCAGAAUAACGCAGCCAGAACCUGGGGCUCGCGCAUGUUAGUGCAUGUGGCAGAGGCUGCCUGUGUUGUAGCUGGAUCUGGGCACAGUGGUGCUCUCUGCUGCUCCCAAACGCCAAGGCGGACACAACUUCACGACUGAGUGCACUCAAUAUCCGGCACGGGCACGCCC
This is a messenger RNA of Sciurus carolinensis (gray squirrel), 1812 nucleotides long. RefSeq names its product mitochondrial ribosome associated GTPase 2 (gene Mtg2). The record is from RefSeq and is a predicted model, not a curated record. The transcript is spliced from 7 exons. Gene Ontology annotation, molecular function: GTPase activity; magnesium ion binding; GTP binding. Gene Ontology annotation, cellular component: mitochondrion. NCBI's taxonomy places the organism in Eukaryota, Metazoa, Chordata, Mammalia, Rodentia, Sciuridae. Bases 253 to 1281 code for a protein of 342 amino acids.